This is a messenger RNA of Notechis scutatus (mainland tiger snake), 3531 nucleotides long. NCBI's taxonomy places the organism in Eukaryota, Metazoa, Chordata, Lepidosauria, Squamata, Elapidae. The record is from RefSeq and is a predicted model, not a curated record.
AUGAAUUCCUUAAACUUGAGCAUUGCUGUCACCGGCGCUUUUGCAGACGUUAUUUCUCCUCGCUAUGAAAGUCAGCAGGAUGGCGGCAACGACGAGGAAGAGGAGUUUCAUGGCAAAUUUCACAUCAUCCAUAAGGACAGACCGAUAAUUCUGUUGGUAAUGUGUAUGAGCUGCGCCUUCGGAGCCUUAUUACGAACUAUUUUGAAGGAAACAAAAAUCCCUAUUCUUGUAAUUAUAUUCCUGGUUGGACUUAUUCUUGGAAUAGUAGCCCAUUUUUCACAAAAGUUGCCUUUUGUGAAAGUUAUCGCAAAUAUAGAUCCGAUACUUUUUCUUCAUUUAUUUACACCAAUCAUAAUAUUUACAGCUGCAUUUGAGAUGGAUUUAUAUAUAUUUCGAAAAUCAUUUUGGCAGGUGGUAAUUCUAUCAGUUCCUGGAUUUUUGAUGAAUUGUGCUUUCCUUGGAUGGAUAACUUAUAAAAUUAAUAAAUACAAUUGGUCUUGGGAUGAUAGCAUGCUGUUUGGCAUAAUUCUUAGUACAACAGAUCCUAUCCUUUCUGUAGCUUCUGUAAAAAACCUUGGCCUUUCAAAAAUAGUUAUCAACUUAAUUAAAGGUGAAUCUUUGUUUAAUGAUGCAACUACAGUAAUUAUUUUUGAAUUGUAUAAGGACCUUAUAAAUCAGAGCCACCAGGAAGUAGUUCAAGAGAUUUUUUUAAAACUCUUUUUGAAAUUUUUUGCAAGUGCUGCAUUUGGAUUUUUGAGUUCAAGGCUAGUUCUUUAUUGGUUGCAACAUAUUUUCAAUGAUGGAAUAAUUGAAGUAGUUUUAAGCUUCUCUAUGGCAUACAUAAUUUUUUUUAUUGCUGAAUGGUUUGGCAUGUCUGGAGUUAUAGCUCUUUCUAUUCUGGGCCUUCUUUUGGAUUCGGUAUCAUUUAGUCCAGGAAUGGAUAUUUUUCUUUAUAAAUUUUGGUCCAUGCUGACAUUUUUGGCUCACAUUAUUAUAUAUCUUAUAAUAGGAAUUGUGAUAGCUCAAAAAACAUUUCCAAAUAUAAAUUCUCGUGCUUUUUUUUACAUUGUGACAGUCUACCUUUCACUGAAUCUUGUAAGGUUUUUAGUUAUUUUGACAUUGAGUCCUUUUUUGAGUCGACUCGGCUAUGGAUUUAAUUGGCGUUGGGGAGCUAUUAUUGUUUGGAGUGGAAUGAGAGGCACUUUUACCUUGAACAUGGCUCUUCAAAUUAGCCAGACAGAGAGUGAGACUCCAGCUGAGGCUAGCAUUAAGAACCAGAUACUAAUGCAUGCUGGAACAGCAUCACUGUUAACGUUGAUUAUUAAUUCAACCACUGUGAAGACGCUGGUUGUAACCUUAGGGCUUUGUAAUAUUACUCUUCCAAAGCGUAUGGCAAUGUUUAAUGCUAUUCAACGUAUUAGAAAAAUGGAGGCCAACACUUUUGCAAUGCUAAAACUUGAUAGAUUUUUGGCUGAUGCAAACUGGGCAAUGGCAGAAAAAGCAAUCAAAAUAGAUUAUCCUUAUAGAGUAAAAGAAAUUAAUCAAUUGGUCAGAUUGCUUAGAUGUCCAGAAUGCAAUGCAGAUAUUACAUUUGAGAGAGAUCCUGAACAAAUUGCUGAAAUAUUUGAGGAAGCCAGGUUACGUCUCUUAACUGCACAGAUAGCUAGUUAUCAGAAGCAAUAUAACAGUGGAAUGCUAAACCAAGAUGCUGCACAAAUAUUGAUAGGUGCAGCAGAAAGCUAUGUUGAUAUUAAAGGAAAGUUUAUGAAUAUUCAUGAAGUAAAAAGUUAUUGGGAAAGCAAAGGUGUAUUGGUCACAAUUAAGAACUGGCUAACUGAAUGGGUUCACUUUGUGAAAGAGGAAAGUUAUAAGCCAUCAAGACACAGGUUUAUGAGAACAUGCUACCAAUUAGUGAUAAUGGAGGAAUUUGAAUAUAUAUGUUGCAUAGUAACCCUUUUGAACUGUUUUCCAAUUUCUCUUUACUUCAUACUUACUACCGAUACACCAUUUUUUCCACAACUAAAAUUGUGCAACUAUUAUUUUCUGAUUUUGUACAUGCUGGAAGCUAUACUGAAGAUGUCUGCACUGGGAAGGAACUAUUUCCGUCAUCAUUGGAACCAGUUUGAUGUACUAAUAAUAAUCAUUGGAAUUAUAGAUGUUGUAAUUAUCAAUAUCAUUAAAUCAAUUAGUCCAACAUAUGCCAUUAUUUACACUAUCAGGAUAUUACGGUUUCUUCGUGUUGUAAGAGUUCUGCGUCUCUUAAAGAUAAUGAUACCCAAAAUGAUUUUCUUGUUGAAUAAACAAAUAAACAAACAGCUCACUUUUCGGUAUGAUAUUGCUAAAGGAUAUGUUCAAGGUGAAGAAGAUGUAAAAUGUUUAAUUGGACAGAUUGCUGGCCAUGAGAAAGUUUAUGUUGCAAUUAGCAAAAUUUUGGAAAUGAACAAACAAGAAGCCAUGAAAGAGUUAGGAUUAAUGCAGCGUGACUAUCCAGAUAUUGUCAUUGCUGUGAAAACCAGACAAGCAGUUCAGACGGUACUAAAUACAGCUUUUGAAACUCUUAAAUUUAUGAUAGCAGGAGGAAUCGUGGAUAAGAAUGAAGGAAAUGAAUUACAUAAGGUGAUUCUUUUAAGAAAACAACAGCUUGGAAGACUUCCCCCUACAAUUGACCCACCUACUGCACAUGACCUUCUAUGCAAUAUUGUGUGGCUUCAGGGUAAUAAAAAACAGAUAGAAUACAUUCAGAAAAAAGCAAACAUUCUUUAUUAUGAUUAUGGAGAUAACAUAUGUGAAGAAGGCGAUAUGCCACAAGGAAUCCAUUUAAUUGUAUCAGGCAUGGUUAAGCUUUCUGGUAAAUCCCCUUCUUAUGGAGUUUCUCAAGAAGUUAAAGAUACUCUGAAAGAGACUGACAAAAAUAUUCAAAGAAGAAUUCAUAAUCCUGUUACCUCUCACUACACAGAUUACGUUGUGACUGGAGCUAUACUAGGAGAGCUCAACUGUUUAACUAAGCAAGAAAUGGAAUAUAGAAUUUUUUGUGAAACUGCUGUGCAGACAUGUUUCAUCUCUAUUGAUGAUUUAUUUGAAGCUUUUGAUACGUUUUUGGAACCACCUUCCCUGGAAUAUAAAAUAUGGUUGAAAAUUGCUCUUGAUGUUGCUCUCAAAACCUUUAAAGAAAGUCUUCCAAAUCUGGAUUGGUCAUACAGAAUAUGUAUGCAGUUUUCUAAUACAUAUGUCGUGGAUGUACCAAAUCACACUAAAUGUGAUAUUUAUGAUGAAGCUAUGGAUGAGGUAAUUCUUGUACAUGGAACUGUGCAGGAUUGUCAAUCUGGGGAGCCUUAUUUGGCACCAUACAUUUUACCUAAAAUCUGCCAUCAGAUACAAGGUACUUCAGCCGCAACAAAAUUAUUAAUUAUACGAACUGAAGAAAAAGGAGAGCGGAAGAGCACAGCACCUAAUGGUAUAUGCCAGUAUCACGCAAGGAAGAGAUUUGGUGAGGAGGAACUUGAAACGCUUAGUAUCAGAGAAUUUAAUUAA